Cadophora gregata is the source of this 1497-nucleotide messenger RNA. RefSeq lists its product as uncharacterized. The transcript has a single exon. The record is from RefSeq and is a predicted model, not a curated record. Bases 1 to 1497 code for a protein of 498 amino acids. NCBI's taxonomy places the organism in Eukaryota, Fungi, Ascomycota, Leotiomycetes, Helotiales, Ploettnerulaceae. Gene Ontology annotation, molecular function: aldehyde dehydrogenase (NAD+) activity.
AUGGCUUCCUACCCCCUCCAACAGAUCUACUACGAUGGCAAACCUCGAAGUGCCAAGUCAGGAAAAUCUUUCAAGACAAUCGACCCCUCUACCGCAAAACCGCUGGCAGACGUCCAAACAGCUUCCCCAGCAGAUAUUGACUCGGCCAUAGCGUCCGCACAGGCAGCCUUCCCUUCGUGGUCCCAGACACCUCCAAUCGUCCGCUCACGGAUGCUUCUCAAAGCCGUCUCCCUCCUGCGCUCACGGAACGACGAGAUAGCAAAAGUCGAAACACACGACACAGGCAAAGCAUUCUCAGAAACCAGCACAGUGGAUGUAGUCACCGGUGCAGAUGUACUUGAAUACUUUGCAAAUCUGGUGGCAAGCGGGGGACUCAAUGGCGAGACGACACAGCUACGGCCAGAUGCGUGGAUAUAUACCAAGAAAGAAGCUUUAGGAGUCUGUGCUGGCAUAGGCGCUUGGAAUUAUCCCAUUCAAAUAGCACUGUGGAAAUCAGCGCCAUGUCUAGCAGCAGGAAACUGCAUGGUCUACAAGCCUUCAGAAGUUACGCCUCUCCAUGGCCAGAUACUGGCCCAGAUAUACUCUGAAGCCGGCGUCCCACCAGGAGUUUUCAAUAUCGUACAUGGCGAUGGAGCAGUUGGCGGAUACCUGACAUCGCAUCCUGGGAUCUCCAAAGUCAGCUUCACAGGACAAGUAUCGACGGGUCAGAAAGUCGCCGCCUCCGCAGCAGGCGGCAUGAAAUACGUGACAAUGGAACUCGGCGGCAAGAGUCCCUGCAUCAUCCUCCCAGAUGCCGACAUCGAUAGUGCCGUCGACGGAGCCAUGAUGGCAAACUUCUACUCCACGGGCCAAGUCUGCACAAACGGCACCCGAGUCUUCGUCCCCCGCGCUCUCAAAUCCGCUUUCGAGAGGAGACUCCUCGAAAGAAUACAACAUAUACGCUCUUUAGAGCCCAUGGACCCCAAUAGUAAUUUCGGACCCCUGGUAUCCGAAAUCCACUACAAGAAAGUCCUAAGUUAUAUCCAACACGGUAUUGACGCCGACAAAGCGAAACUCCUCUGCGGUGGCUCCGCAAAACCAAACAACAUCCCCAAAGGCUACGAAAACGGUUUCUGGGUCCAACCUACCGUUUUCACUGACUGCACAGACAGCAUGAAGAUCGUUCGCGAAGAGAUCUUCGGGCCAGUCCUCUGCAUCCUCCCCUACGACACUAUCCCCGAACUCAUCGCUCGCGCCAACAACACGAAGAUGGGCCUCGCGGCCGGUGUAUUUGGUAAGGAUCUGAAUCAGUGUCAUGAGGUUAUCAGUAAGGUCGAAGCGGGCAUCACGUGGAUCAAUACGUGGGGUGAGAGUCCUGCGGAGAUGAGCGUGGGAGGCUGGAAGCUGAGUGGUGUGGGUGUGGAGAAUGGGAGGAGGGGGCUGGAGGCUUGGGUUAGGGAGAAGAGUACGUUGGUGGAGGGGAGUGGGAUUGUGGGGACGGUGUUUGCGAAGUUAUAG